AUGUCUUACUCAUCGACAGCAGUUCGGUUCUUCACUUCUCCCAAACCGCUUGGGGCUGCGAUGAACUCCGAGACCGCAAAGCAGCCUGGGUCCGAGCCCCAGGGUCACACGGUCGUGAGACCGACUGAACACGCUGGGGGCGAGCCGGUCGAACCACACACGCCAAAAAUCCAAGGCUUGACCUUUGCAAACCAGGAGUCACUUCCAAAACUACCCAUCCCGAGUCUUGAGGAUACAUGCCGCCGCCAUCUUGAUGCGCUUGCCGCGUUACAGACGCCCCGCGAACAUGAGGAUUCGAAGGCAGCUGUAAAGGACUUCCUGAAGACAGAUGGGCCGCUGCUACAAGAACGACUGAAAAACUAUGCUUCCUCCAAAACUAGUUUCAUCGAGCAGUUCUGGUACGACUCUUACUUGAAUUUCGACAGCUCGGUUGUCUUGAAUCUCAACCCUUUCUUCCUCUUGGAGGACGACCCCACUCCGGCUCGCAAUCAUCAAGUGACCCGAGCUGCGUCGCUGGUUAUUUCCGCUCUUUCAUUCGUGCGCGCGGUGCGGAGGGAGGAGCUGCCUCCAGACACAGUGCGUGGGACACCUCUCUGCAUGUACCAAUACUCCCGACUUUUUGGAACGGCCCGUCUACCAACCGACAAUGGCUGCGUUAUCAGCCAAGAUCCUGAUGCCAAGCACAUUGUCGUAAUGUGUCGGGGGCAGUUCUACUGGUUCGAUGUCCUUGAUGACAACAGCGACUUGAUCAUGACCGAAAAGGAUAUUUCACUCAAUUUGCAUGUCAUCAUCGAUGAUGCCGCGCAGACACCCGUCCAAGAAGCUGCCAAAGGUGCCCUGGGCGUACUCAGUACAGAGAACCGCAAGGUAUGGUCGGGACUUCGUGAUAUCAUGACGAAGGAUUCGGCAUCAAACAACGCCGAGUGUCUCAAUAUCGUUGACACCGCUUUAUUCAUGCUGUGUCUCGACGACACGGAACCUUCUACCACAGCAGAGCUUUGCGCCAACAUGCUCUGUGGUACCAGCGAGGUGAUCAAAGGCGUGCAGGUGGGCACUUGCACAAAUCGCUGGUAUGACAAGCUGCAGAUCAUUGUUUGCAAUAACGGCAGCGCUGGUAUCAACUUCGAACAUACCGGUGUAGAUGGACACACUGUCCUGCGCUUCGCUAGUGACUUGUACACUGAUACCAUUCUCCGUUUUGCAAAAACCAUCAAUGGUCAGGCACCGAGUCUAUGGGCAACAACCAGCCCGGACCCAGCUAAGCGUGACCCCCGCAGCUUCGGAAAUGUCAGCACUACGCCUCGCAAGCUAGAAUGGGAUAUGACGCCGGAGCUCAACAUUGCCCUUCGUUUUGCCGAAUCACAUCUCUCAGACCUGCUCUACCAACAUGAGUUCCAAGUUCUCGACUUUGAAGGCUAUGGAAAAAACUUCAUCACUUCCAUGGGCUUCUCGCCAGACGCCUUUGUUCAAAUGGCAUUCCAAGCCGCCUACUAUGGUCUCUAUGGUCGAGUUGAAAACACCUACGAGCCCGCUAUGACCAAAUUCUUCCUCCACGGUCGCACCGAAGCCGUGCGUACCGUCACUCCCGAAACCUACGAAUUUGUCAAGACCUUCUGGGGCGAGAACCCUGCUGAGGCUAAAAUUGAUGCCCUGCGAACUGCUGCUCAGCGCCACACGGCGAUUACAAAGGAUUGCUCCAAGGGCCAGGGCCAGGACCGCCACCUCUAUGCACUCUAUUGUCUUUGGCAGCGGUCUUUUGAUGAAGGUUUCUUCCAGGAUUCUAGCUCCACAGGCGGAUACUCCAGCCCCAGCGACGGGCUCGACUCCCCAAUUUCCCAGCCCUCUGAAGACGGCUACUCUUCUCCAAAUGGCAGUAGUAUCCGCGCAAUGCGCAACGCAGCACCGCCCACGCCAGCUAUUUUCAGCGACCCAGGCUGGGACAAGAUUAACAACACCGUCCUAUCAACCUCGAAUUGCGGCAACCCAUGUUUGCGCCACUUCGGGUUUGGCCCUACCUCUGCCGAUGGAUUCGGCAUAGGCUACAUCAUCAAAGACGAGUCUAUUUCCUUCUGUGCCUCGUCAAAACACAGACAAACCUCUCGCCUAAUGCAAACCCUUGAAUCAUACCUUUUCGAAAUGCGGAAGCUCCUCCGCGCAUCCAAUCGGAAGGCAUCGAGUCCGAGAACAAGUCGGGCGCGUGAGACUGAGGCAUUGGCUGAGCGGGUGCAAAGUGAAUCGCAGCGUCGGGGACGCAUUGUACGGCCUGGCGCGGGUGGAGCCGAGACGCCCACUACGACGACAGAUAGUGCCGAGAUUGAGGAUGACGGCAUGGGUGGAUAUGGUUUCUUCGAUGCGGGUAUGCUUCUUCACGCUCUGAAGGGCGUUAAUGCGGAACGUGAACAAAGAGGCGAGAAGACGGAGAGAAAGAAAUUUAUUCCUCGCCUCCUUUGCCUCAAUUCUUCACAAGGCGGCCUCUCACCUCUCCAACAACCCCCCAUGGCUCUGCGCUUAUCCAGGCACGCGCCCCAGCUGCGCUGCUCCAGGUCAUUCUCGACUUCUCCGCGCUCCACAAGAUAUGCCGAUACACUGCCAAACUUGAAGAUCGGAGCGCACACCCGAGUACUAUUCCAAGGGUUCACAGGACGACAAGCGACUGCCAAUGUUAAAGAAUCGCUGGAAUGGGGCACGAAUAUUGUCGGCGGUGUCAAGCCUGGUGUUGAGGGUGAGCAUCUGGGACUCCCUGUGUUCCCCUCUGUGAAGGUGGCACAAGAGAAAUCCAAACCAGAUGCCUCGGCAAUAUAUGUCCCAGGAAACCAGACUGCACAGGCUAUUGAAGAGGCAAUCGAGGCAGAGAUCCCGCUCGUCGUAGCUGUGGCUGAACACGUUCCCAUUCACGAUAUCCUCCGAAUUCAUUCCAUGCUGCAAACACAAUCAAAAACCCGUCUCGUGGGCGCAAAUUGUCCUGGCAUAAUAUCCGCCAUCGGCAAGUGCCGUAUUGGCUUCCAGCCCCUUCCUUGCUUUGCCCCCGGAAAUGUCGGCAUUGUAGCCAAGUCAGGGACCCUGAGUUAUGAAACCGUGGCAUCGACAACCCGAGCUGGUCUCGGACAGAGUCUUUGCAUCAGUAUGGGCGGUGACGUGUUGGCCGGUACCAACUUCGUCGAUGCGCUGAAAAUCUUUGAACACGAUGAUGAUACCCACGGAAUUAUUCUGGUUGGUGAGAUUGGUGGCACUGCGGAGAUGGAUGCUGCGGAGUGGAUCAAGGAUUAUCGAAAGCGAACUUCUAGUCCCAAACCUAUCAUGGCUCUCGUGGGAGGCCUAGAAGCGCCUGCCGGUCGAAUUAUGGGGCAUGCUGGGGCUUGGGCGGCUCCUGGAGAGCCCGAUGCGCAAACGAAAUAUAAGGCGCUAGAGCGGGCGGGCGCUGUCAUGGUGAACCACCCAGAGAAGUUCGGCGAGGGUAUGCGAGCUUUGCUGGGGGAUGGUGGUAUCCGACCUGGUGCUAGCACUAUCUCGGGCACUGGCUCUGGAAAGCGUGGGUUUCACACUAUGCGACGUGUCACUCCUGCUUCAAAUCCAGCGGUCCAGCAGAAGCGAAACUUGUAUAUAAAACAAUUCCAAGCAUUCGAUCUCUUGAAAGAGAAGAAUGUGCUAGUCAACGGAUCGCCUUAUAAGUCCGACGCAUCUAUCUCGAUCUCAGUUGACCGGACAUCUCUUUCACCGUGCAUUGUCGCUUCUCCAACCGCGGAUUUCGAUCCUGCUCAAUCUCGCCGAUUCCCCUUCGCUUAUUCCCAGACCAACUUUGAUGGACAGCACCUUAUUACGCAGGUAACCUCACACCUAGGCCUUCCUGCCUCGGCGCAGAGCAGAGUUGCUGGCUUAGUCCAGGCACUGUGGGAUAUCUUCAGGGAGAAAGAAGCAUUCGUUCUAGAGACACAGAUUGGAACAGCGGCCAAUGGAGGCCUCGAAGUCCACACCGCAAGGUUUGGGUUCGAUGAUGCUGCAUUCCGCAGCUCGGGUCGACAGGAGGAAAUUCACCGCUUGCGCAACAUUGCCGAGGAAGUUCCAGCAGAGGUCGAGGCUGAAAAGGACGGAAUUGUCUUCAUCAAACUAGAGGGCGAAGGCAGCGUUGGCACGCUCGUCAAUGGAGCCGGCCUCGCCAUGAACACAGUCGACGCACUUACGAUCCACGACGGCCACUGUGCAAAUUUCCUUGAUACCGGCGGCAAGGCCACCUCAGAAACGGUGAAGUCUUCUUUCCGCGUGAUCUGCGCAGACCCCCGCGUAAAGGCCAUUUUCGUGAAUAUUUUCGGCGGUCUGACGCGCUGCGAUAUGAUCGCUGAGGGGAUCAUCCUUGCGUUCCGAGACCUGAAUAUGCAGGUACCCGUUGUGGUGCGGCUGCGUGGAACAAACGAAGAACUUGGCCAGAAGAUGAUUGCCGAAAGUGGUCUGCCUCUGCAUGCUUUUGACGGGUUUGAGGAGGCGGCUAAGAAGGUCAUUUCGUUGACACAGUGA
Messenger RNA from Penicillium manginii, 4509 nucleotides. RefSeq names its product ATP-grasp fold subdomain 2. The transcript has 10 exons. The coding region runs from base 1 to 4509 and encodes 1502 amino acids. NCBI's taxonomy places the organism in Eukaryota, Fungi, Ascomycota, Eurotiomycetes, Eurotiales, Aspergillaceae. Gene Ontology annotation, molecular function: carnitine O-acetyltransferase activity. Gene Ontology annotation, biological process: carnitine metabolic process. Gene Ontology annotation, cellular component: mitochondrion. The record is from RefSeq and is a predicted model, not a curated record.